AUAAGAUUAUAUAAAGAUAUAUAACAAGGAGCUCGAAUUUGAAGUAUCUUUUCCUGCUUCUCGCGUGGCUGUCAUCAAAAUCCCCCCAUCCACCGGAAGCGUCACAUAAAGCUGAGGAUGCAAAGUGCGUCACAGGUCUGAGCUGCAGAGGAUCUACGCAGAACCUAUCCUUCAGCGCCGACAAAUUCACCUUCUUUUCUGCCUGCUCAAGAAACCCGAGCAGACGUUUGCGCUCCAAACAUGGUGAAGAUUGCUUUUAACUCCGCUCUGGCGCAAAAGGCGCUGGGGAAAGAGGUGCCAGCAGCUGUGAAGGAUCCUGAGCUGGGGUCCGCACCACCGGGCACCGAGGGCUCCACAGGUCGCUGUCUCCUCACCUUGCUCGGCAUCGCCUUCAUCCUCAGUGGGCUCAUCGUUGGGGGAGCAUGUCUUUACCGAUAUUUCACCCCAAAGAGGCUGUAUCACGGUGCCAUGCAGUUCAGCGACAUGUCCACCGGAGCGGAGAGCCAGCCCUACUACCUGCCACGGGUGGAGGAGGAGGUGGAGAUCUCUGACAACAUGGCUGUCAUCAGUGUCCCUCCUCCCCGUUUCAGACCUGGAGACCCAGCUUACAUCUUGCAUGAUUUCAACAGGAAGCUGACGGCGUACCUGGACCUGACUCUGAGGACCUGCUUCGUGAUUCCUCUGAACACUUCAGUGGUGCUCCCCCCUCAGGACCUCAUUGACCUCUUCUCACAGCUGAUGUCUGACUCAUACCGCAGCUACCUGGUGCACGAGGACCUGGUGGUGACGGAGCGUAUUGAUGAUGUGAAACCUCUUGGCUUCUACAUCCGCCGGCUGUGUGAUGGAAAGGAAACUUACAGAAUGCAACGUCGUUCCAGCCUGCCAGGUGGAGGCAUUCAGAAGCGCUCUGCAGACGACUGCUUCACCAUCCAUCACUUUGAAAACAAGUUUGUGACGGAGACCCGGAUCUGCAAGGCUUGAUGGAAAAGCAUGAACCGAAUUCAGAGAGAGUGACAGAGACAGAGGGAGACAGUGCGUAGGACUGGAUGAUGGUGGGAAUAACUUUUAGCAGAAAGUUACUUUUGUAUAAAACUCAAGUUUUUGCCUCCCUUGCUUUUUAGCUAGUGUUGAGUGAAUUUAAGUUGCAGCAUUGAAGCCUAACCCCCCCACCCCUCCUUCUGCUGUAUUGCCCUGAACUUGUAUGGGUCAUAGUUCUCCUGCUCAUGUAAACACUAACUAGUCUUGUACUGUUAACUUAAGAAACAAUAAGUUUAAUUUGUUGAGUACUUUUUCGUUGCUGUAGCUUCCUGCAGACUGAUCUUAUUGAUGUUACCGUAUUACAGCAUUCAGUCACCUCCCGACCAGAAUUGGUCUUCAUCCUACUUAUUAUUGUAGUGAUACUGAGAAGUCAUUCAUGUCAGACCUGUCUUGUGUCAGCGUGUACUGUCACCACUCUUAUAGAGUUGCUUUGACAAGAUAUAUACUAGUUAUAGUGUGGUAAAGCACAAGUAAGCAUGGAAACGUCUGGUACAGUAAAGUUACAGUACACAUAUAACAUGCUUGCCGCCAACUACUAUGAUGAUAAGAGAUGCACAAGACCAGAGCUCUCUGUCAACAAUUUUGUACAUAUUUCCCAGAGUGCCCUGCUUCUCCCAGAGGCCUCCGCUGUCCUGCUGUGUUAUGAUUUAGUGUAACUAAUGGUAAACACUCUAGCACCUUGUAUGAGUAGUUUUUCAGUUUGUGUUGAAACAUUUGUGACUGUGAACAUAAAGGCGUGGCAAAAGGACGGAGUGAGCUGAAGGGAAAUUUCACAUAUUUAGACAUGAAAACAUGUGAUUGUCUAGUUUGAGUUCAUUUAUAUGAAUUUGUACUAAGUUAACCUUAAACCAGAAUACUACUUGUGUUAUUACAGGUGUCUUUAACAUGUGAAGACCGUGUUUAAAUUGUAACAAGAACAUUGUAUUUGUCUAGAUUUAUUUGCAUAAAACUGUUUUAAGAAAAAGUUCAGAAAUGGCUUUCUGCCAAAUAACGUCUAAGUCAUUUUCAGUGGUUUCUAAUGUAAUGUCUGCACAGGAAGACAAUCAGGAGGAAGUAAGCUUGUAAGGUUGGGUUUCUCACAGCUUUUUAACUAAGUACUAGUGGAAUAGAAAAGAGCAAUGUUGUGUGCAACUACUGAACUGAAUUUCACUUUGUUGUUGAAUAAAGUUGCUUUUCUUUACCUCCUGAAAA
Messenger RNA from Melanotaenia boesemani (Boeseman's rainbowfish), 2229 nucleotides. Its product is annotated as integral membrane protein 2A-like. Lineage: Eukaryota; Metazoa; Chordata; Actinopteri; Atheriniformes; Melanotaeniidae. The transcript has 6 exons. Gene Ontology annotation, molecular function: amyloid-beta binding. Gene Ontology annotation, biological process: negative regulation of amyloid precursor protein biosynthetic process. The record is from RefSeq and is a predicted model, not a curated record. Gene Ontology annotation, cellular component: plasma membrane; extracellular exosome; Golgi apparatus. The coding region runs from base 241 to 981 and encodes 246 amino acids.